Molecule: messenger RNA, 1809 nt
Organism: Tachysurus vachellii
Lineage: Eukaryota; Metazoa; Chordata; Actinopteri; Siluriformes; Bagridae
Product: small membrane A-kinase anchor protein-like
Exons: 2
Coding region: 368-745 (125 amino acids)
Molecular function (GO): protein kinase A regulatory subunit binding
Source: RefSeq, a predicted model, not a curated record
AAUCUGCAAUAACCUACUUUUAACACUGCGCCUCGAUAAUGUGGGUUGGAGGUGAAGAUUACCGAGCAGUCGGAGAGAAAAGAACCGCAAAACAACAACCGGACAAAGAAGGAAAUGACGGAAAUGUUUAAGAGAAUGUUAUUGAGUGUUUAUUAGGAGACUGAACAGAGGCAGUGAGACAUAUUAGUAGUGUUUUGUGUUUGUUUUAUUACACGAUGAUGUUACAGGGAUGAAGUUUACAGAGUUCAGUGCUGCUUAUUUUUCUUCACCCUUCAUUAUUCCUCACGUGUGACAGAAGAGACAGAAGACUGAGAUUUCUGUGCAUUUUGCAGAAUGCUCAUGUCAGGAGGGAGAGCAGAAGUCGUCCAUGAGUGAGCUGUUCUUCAUCGUCUGCUCACUAGCUGAACUUCACCAGCAUCCUCUUGAUAUUCUUCUCUACACUCUUUCAAACCAAUGCUCCAUUUUCUGGAUCAUGGGAUGCGUCAAGUCCAAGUGCAGCAAGCCCACUCAGAACUCCAGCGCGGCGGAGAAGGCGGACGGAAAGCCCGGGAUGAAGCACGGGGAGAAGGCUGCGCUGGUGUAUUCGGAAGCAGGUUCGGACCAGGACACGUCUCGGGUCAACCCUGUCCUUCUGGACUAUGCACAGAGACUCUCGGAGGAGAUCGUGGCUCGGGCAGUGCAGCAAUGGGCCGAGGUAGACAGUCGCUACAGUGACAUCCCGUACAUCGAGUGUGACGUGCCGUGAGGGCCAUCUCAUCACGAGUGCUUUACCGAGGUCCAGGACCGCAGCUUGGCCUGACGGAGGCCGGUGAUUUUUUUGAGGAUUUUGACGCAUAGUGAGAAUGCAAAAGGAUACCUUUUGUAAGUGUUUAAUGUUCGUGUGGGAAGCAGCACUGUGGCAGCAUUGAGGCUUUUCUCUCUGUAAAAGCACAAACGUACAAAAUAAGUGCUAUCAAAGCAUCUGAACGCCUCGCAAGUUUUUUUUUCCUUUUUCAUUUUUACUUAAUCACUGAGAUGAGUCACAUCCAUAGCCUGAAUGUGUACAGGGCAAAAGCCAAGAGCAAUGUCCAGAGUCCAAAAUGGCAUCGAUCCCAGAGAUGCUAUAAAUAAGCCUAGAUCCCAUGAUCUCUGCGUUUGCUCGGAUCAACAAACGUCUCUGGUGUUUGUAUUUCUGAGGGAAGUUUGUGGGUUUUCCACACUAAACCAAUUUGUCUUUAGUUUUUUUAAAAAAAUACGUGUUAAACUUUAUGAGAUCCCGAUAAAAUCUUGCCCACAUUCUUUAACAGAUGGCGUGAUAACAUGAGCGCUUAAUGAUGAAAAUUAUCCUCUAAUAAUAGAUUAGUGAUCUGAGGAUAUUCUUCUCUCCAUUAGUAAGUUUUAUUUAUGUUUUGUCAUCAUGUCAUUGCCAUUAGUGUAUUUUUUUAGCUUUCCUGUCAUUUCUGUGUAAUCCUACACCAUGGUAGAUUUUACACGAGCGUCAGUGCCUCAGUGGCAUUAAAUCAUCGAUUGUGUUAUAUCAUGCAUUCUCAGUCCGGCCUCACAACCAAAGAAUUUGUUUUCUUUUAAGUACAAACAUGGCUGCAUACCAAAUUUUUGUUCUUGCUGAUCUUUCUACAAACUAAAAGCUUAUAUCUCAGACAUUAAAUCGUCCUCCACUGAAAUUUGUCCACUCUGCAAAUGGAUUUAUACAGUAUGUUUAGUUUGGACAGGUCUCAGGUGCUCAAGUUCCUGUCAAGUUCCUGGACAUGUUGAAAAAAAACAACUCUGUUAUUUUUUUUGGUAGCAUUGCUAAUAAAUAUCAUUCCUGAA